Messenger RNA from Aaosphaeria arxii CBS 175.79, 696 nucleotides. RefSeq lists its product as uncharacterized. NCBI's taxonomy places the organism in Eukaryota, Fungi, Ascomycota, Dothideomycetes, Pleosporales. The record is from RefSeq and is a predicted model, not a curated record. The transcript is spliced from 2 exons. The coding region runs from base 16 to 534 and encodes 172 amino acids.
AAACAAUCGUUCAUCAUGUUGUCUUCCAUCCCCAGCUACGGAGCCGCUCCCUUGAGCAAGUUGUUCUGCCUCACCCGAGUCCUUCAAGUCGUCGCCAUGAUCGUCAUCAUUGGUAUCACAUCCAACUUCGUCGAUCUGAUCGUCUCGACUGGUGUCGAGCCCCCCAAAGAAUUCGUCGGCACCCUCAGCGUCACUUGCAUCGCAACCCUCUACAUCUGCGUCAGCAUCGCCUUCUUCUGGUCCGGCGCCAACCUGGGUCUGUUCGUCAUGUCGGCCGUAGACUCGCUCCUCCUGAUCGCCUUCAUCGUCGUCGCCGUCACCGUCGGAAAGCCCCUUUCCUACCUCAACUGCUACGUCAUUGGCAACGCGAACAAGGCCGCCGAGGCGCAGUCCGCGUACGCAUUCACCGUCUCCGUCGCGCAGAACCUCAACCACUCCGGCUCGAACCUCGAUCUCCGCCACUGGGCCGGCACGACCAAGGCGAACUGCUUCCAGGCGAAGACUAUCUGGGGGUUGAGCAUUGCGCUUUGGUAAGUCUGGAGAAGAGUGGCCAUCGUUCUGUAUUAGAAUACGGAGCUAACUUUUCUGAUAGCAUUUUGUUCACCGUUUCUUCCAUUCUUCUCCCUUCGCUGUUCUACAAGAACAAGAAGGCGAACACUGCCCCCAAGUCGGUUGAGGCUUAGGCGGUGAUGCGGC